This is a messenger RNA of Rosa chinensis, 2433 nucleotides long. RefSeq names its product dynein regulatory complex subunit 6. Lineage: Eukaryota; Viridiplantae; Streptophyta; Magnoliopsida; Rosales; Rosaceae. Gene Ontology annotation, molecular function: protein binding. The transcript has 16 exons. The record is from RefSeq and is a predicted model, not a curated record. The coding region runs from base 416 to 2161 and encodes 581 amino acids.
UAGCGGGACCCACAGUAAGUCUCUGUUCUUAUCUCAUCUCCCAGCAGUCACUGCACCAUCGUCCUUGUUUCAAGGACUAGAAGCUAAUCACGAGCAGAGAGAGAGAGAGAAUAGUCCCCAGUAGAAACGUGUGACGAAACCAACCGCGCCUGAGGACACGUGGCAUAUUUCAGGUGGUGAUUCUUCCUCUCCCUGUCUCUCUCUCUCUCCCCACCACAUCACUUCUUCUUCCUCUUCCUCGCCCCAGUCCUCAGUUACAGUCUCUCUCUCUCGCUCUCUGGUUUUCUCUGGUUGAUCGUGUGGAGUGGAGUGGAGUUCACGGCACAUGAAGGCCUAUUCUGGAGCUAGAAUGGGCUGCAAUGUGAUUCUUGGGCGCAAUUCGUGAGGCUAGUUGAUAAUCAGCUUCAUUUGUUUGAUGAUGGGGGGUAUUUGCUCGAGAAAGAGAGACCAACCGGUCAUUGAAGAAGGCGGUGUUAGUAGAGUAGUGUCUGGAAGAUAUGGUAAAAGUAGCAGUUCAAAAUGGCUAGGAACUUCGUCUUUUCGUUCCACUGUAGAACAGUCUCCAGGAGUAGCAGGCAUUUGCCCAUCUCUCUUGGAAUUAUGCAUUUCCAAAAUAUGCCGGGACAUUGACAAAUACAGUUCGCUUUCCCUGCUGCCUAGGGAUGUGAGUCAGCAAAUCUUUAAUGAAUUGGUCUCUUCCCAAUCUCUCACUCAUGAUUCUCUCCAGGCUUUUAGAGAUUGUGCUCUUGAGGAUGUUUGUUUGGGCGAAUACCCUUCUGUGAAUGAUAAUUGGAUGGAUGCCAUCUGUUCACAAGGUUCAUCUCUACUAUCUGUUGAUCUCUCUGGUUCCGAGGUGACAGAUGCUGGAUUGGAUCUUCUAAAAGACUGCUCGAACCUCCAAUCAUUAACUUAUAAUUACUGUGACCAUGUUUCAGAACAUGGACUUAAGCACAUCAGUGGUCUUUCAAAUUUGAAAUGCUUGAGUUUUAAAAGGAGCAGUGCAAUUAGUGCUGAAGGGAUGCACGCUUUCUCCAGCCUUCUUAACUUAGAAAAGUUGGACUUGGAGAGGUGUCCAGAGAUUCAUGGUGGCUUUGUUCAUCUUAAAGGUUUGAUGAAACUAAAGUCUCUUAAUGUUAGAUGUUGUAAAUGCGUCACAGAUUCAGAUUUAAAGGCCAUCUCAGGGCUUACAAACCUCAAUGAAUUACAGAUAUCUAACUGCAACAUUACUGAUUCUGGAAUCUCUUAUUUGAAAGGCUUGCAGAAGCUUAAUAUGUUGAACUUAGAGGGAUGCAAUGUUACUUCUGCAUGUUUGGAAUCUAUUUCAGCUCUUGUUGCCCUGGCUUACUUAAAUCUCAACAGAUGCAGUUUAUCUGAUGAAGGAUGUGAUAAGUUUUCUGGCCUUACAAACUUGAAGGUUUUGAGCUUGGGAUUCAACAGUAUCACAGAUGCAUGUUUGGUGCAUCUAAAAGGUUUGACAAAAUUGGAGAGCUUGAACCUGGAUUCUUGUAAGAUAGGUGACGAGGGGCUUGCAAGCUUGGCAGGGUCUGUACUCUUGAAGAAUUUGGAGUUAUCUGAUACUGAAGUUGGAAGCAAUGGGAUUCGUCAUCUCUCAGGGUUAAAGAAUCUGGAGAACUUAAACUUGUCAUUCACCCUGGUAACUGACGGUAGUCUGAAAAAGUUAUCUGGACUGACAUCUCUCAAAUCACUUAAUCUGGAUGCUCGCCAAAUUACUGAUGCUGGACUUGCAGCUAUUACAGGUCUUACAAAAUUGACGCAUCUGGAUCUCUUUGGCGCUCGGAUUUCAGACUCUGGAGCAAACUCUUUAAAACACUUCAAGAACCUUCAAUCUCUUGAAAUAUGUGGUGGAGGAUUGACUGAUGCUGGUGUGAAGAAUCUCAAAGAUCUUGUCUGUCUGACAUGGCUAAAUUUGUCGCAGAACUGCAACUUGACUGAUAAAUCCUUGGAAGUGAUUUCUGGUUUGACUGCAUUGGUGUCAUUAAACAUUUCAAAUUCACGCAUUACCAAUGAGGGAUUGCAGUAUUUAAAGCCUUUGAAGAAUCUACGUUCCUUAACCUUGGAGUCCAGUAAGGUGACUGCAUCUGAAAUCAGGAAUCUACAGUUUGCUGCCCUCCCUAAUCUUGUAAGCUUUCGACCAGAAUAGAUUGAAGGCUCAAAGCUUUGUUAAAAAAGGAUGCUGUUUUGUCUAGAGCUUGGACAGCUUCUUGUACAGGUUAAUAAUUGCACAUGGGAAUAUAAAUGGGCCAGAAUUUCUGGGUGGGAAAAUCAAAAUUGAUUAUUGUACAUAUGGCCUAUGUUUGUUUUCCGAGCUCUUUAGCACAAUUGUAUAUUUAAGUAAUGUUUUAUGUUUAUGAAAAACAGAUUGCGCUUGCAGCACAAAGAUGUUGGGAAAUUUUAUAGUGCAGUGAUGCUUCA